This is a messenger RNA of Tilletiopsis washingtonensis, 1153 nucleotides long. RefSeq lists its product as hypothetical. The coding region runs from base 289 to 963 and encodes 224 amino acids. The transcript has a single exon. Lineage: Eukaryota; Fungi; Basidiomycota; Exobasidiomycetes; Entylomatales. The record is from RefSeq and is a predicted model, not a curated record.
GCCGGCCUCAUCGGCUGACCAUCCUUCCCUCUCUUAGCGCACCGAGAUCACCUGCAAGUGUGAGUCUUCUGCUACUUCACAACAAAGCAGCGACUGACGAGCGCCUCCUCCUCACAGCGUGCGGCUGCCACCUCGGCCACGUCUUCAAGGGCGAGCGCUUCAACAACCCCGUCGACGAGCGGCAUUGCGUCGUGCGUACUCGAGCGCGAGUCACUGCUGCGUCUCUCGCUCACACUCGGCCCACAGAACGGCAUCUCGCUGCGCUUCGCCGACGAGCAGUAGGGUCGUAUGUAUCGCUUCGAUCGUGUGACUGGAAUGCUACAGGUGUCUCGUCUGUGUCGAGAUGAUGUGAUCGCGUCGUGUGAGGUAUCUCCGUGUGCUUCGCCACUCGCUCUUGCCCUGCUCUCGCCCCUCCAGCGCGCCCUCCUCAACCUCCAGCUCAUCUUUCUCAUCCUGCUCCUCAUCUCCGCUCUUCUCGCCGUCCAGCAGUCCGAUGAUGCGCUCGCAGGCGCGUGCCAGCUCCUGCUCGACGCGCUGCGCCUUCUGCUCGACGCCGCUCAUCUUGCCGAGCGCCGAGUCGAGCUCUUGCUGCUGCGCGGCGCGCAGCUUGAGGAUCUCGGCGGCGUGCGCUUUCUCGCACUGCAGGCGCUUCUCCUCCGCCGCAUCGAGGUGCGCCUCGAGCUGAGCCUCUUGCUUGGCCAGCAGACCGAUGCGCGUGAGCUGCUCCUCGUUGAGCUGUCUGAGACGAGCAAGUGCCGUCUGAUGCUCGUCGUUGAGCGCGCGGAUCGACGACAGGGCACUGUCGUGCGCCGAGAGCGUCGACUGCUGCUCCUCGGCUGCCUGCGACAGCUUCUGCAGCUCGCUCGAGCAGCGUUCGUACUGCUCUUCCUGCCGAGUGCUGAGCCAGCGCUGGCGCUCGACCAGGUCGUCCGACGCGUUGCUCUGCUCUGCGUCGGCGCUUGACGCAAUGGCAUGCGUGUGACGCUUGAGCGCCACGCUGGUGUCGUGCAGCGUGCGGUCGAUGUGGCUGAUGCGCUGCUCGGCGGCUGCGGACUUGGUGUUGAGCCAGACGCCAAACUUGCCGAGCUCCUCGAGGCGCUCCUCGAUCGACUUUUUGCCGUGCUCGCGGCCGCACAGCGCUGGUUCGGCCUUG